AUGUAUGACAAAGUUCAUGGUAAGAGUCUUGUUGUAGCAUUGCGUAAUUACAGGGUGUACCAAAAAAAUGGAAACUUGUUUUUAUAGCUAUAUUUUUUCGGAGAAUCAAAGUUCAGCAAAAGUAACGGUUAUGAUUAGUAACAUAGAGCAUUGUUUAUAACAUGUUCAAUCUGUUUCACAGUGGCUGCCUUUGGUGGCGAUAUAGAGCUCCAAACGUGACGUAAAAUUUUGGGGUCCGGGCCGCAGCUUUUUAUGGGAGAAAUCGGUCCCGUUCGUGGCGCAUCAUUUACGUUGCGGCUCCAAACUUUUGUGGAGCAUAGUACAGGUGCUGGCCUUCUAUUUAAAAAAAUAUAUAGUCCAUUGGAUUCAGAUCUGGCGAGCAGGCGGCCAUUUUGCAGGCGGGACAAAAUCGGGAAAAUCGGUCCCAUUUGGGGUCCUGAGUCGAUUUUGCCUUGUGAGCCGGCGCUGAGUCCUGUUGAAACCCCAAGUUUACAUUGCCAAGGUUCUGCUGAGCUCACGGAAGCACGACAAAAUAGAAAUUAACGCGGCGCUAGUAUUUUGUCCCAUUUAUUCACGAAAAACGUGGAAUUCUUGCCGCUGGCACAAAUUCCGCCUUAAGCAAUGACGACCCGGAUUUUGGUGGUAUUUGACGAUGGCCAACAGGCUAGGAGCCUCACUGAAGCAGAUUCUAUCGUUCUGGUGGUUGUGUAUCCGCUAAAUAUUAAACCGCGAACUGAAUGCGCUCACGUCUCGGAGCUGCGGCCCACCCGUUUGACUUUCCGACAUUUUUGCGCUGUAUGCACUUUCUCUCGACUUUAAAGAUCUGAAUUUUUUAGAGCUUGUAUAACAUGAGGUUGAGCUCGCCUUUGACUACUCGGCCGAGCGAUCGGUCGCUGAUGUCAGUCUCAAGGGCCAGUUUUUCUUGAAAAUCGCGGAUUUUGCUGUGGGGGAUCUUUCGGUUGAAAGAAGCGCAGGCGGUGCGUUUUCUUUCACUUCCUGGGCGCUUACUAUCCGUAUCAAGCUCCUUGGGCCUCGUGAUUACUUUCGACACAACGUUCUUUCUAUACCGAGCAAAUUAACUUUUCGAACAGCUCCAAAAACAAGUCCAAAAUCGAGGUCCCUUUGUUUGAAGUUCAAAAAAGACAGGUCGAUUAAUCGAUAUGGGCGUAAAAAUCAAAACACUAGGACAGAAAAACACAGAGAAUUUUGUAGUAAUAAACUUCUUUGGCUACACCUAACCAUUUUCGCGUCAGGACAAAUGAAAAAAAGUUUCCAUUUUUUUGGUACACCCUGUAUGUUCCUUACGGUAACAUUAAAUGUAAUCACAUUUCAACGGACUGAUCUUUGUUUUUUCAGCUGUCGAAAACGGGUUUGUGGCCAACGGAAAGGUCCAAAAAAGGUAUGGGAAAAGGCCAGGUCCUAUUUACCAAAAAUUACAACUCGGAUUAGUCAGUAGUAGCCUAUGAGAACUUGUUUUUUCUCAUAUAUAUUUGUUAGAAGAAAAAAAUUUCCCUUUUUCUCAGCUGUCUAGUAAGUACUUUCAUAAAAUGUACGGAAUAAUGUCUGAUCUUUUGUUCAAAUGAUCCGUUGUAGCGAUGAUUGGGUAAAGCCGAAGGAGUCCAAGGAUAUAGUAGAUCAUCAUCAUGAGACUCGACUCUCCUUUACCCUCCAGGCGUUCUUUCCGUUUCUCUUGGCUGGUUUUGGAAUGGUGGGAGCGGGCAUUUUAUUGGAUCGAGCGAGCACUUGGUACUUUCUGAGUGAAGUGCCUGAGGCAUUAAUCUUGGUGCCAGCAUUGCUGGGAUUAAAAGGAAAUCUGGAGAUGACCCUGGCUUCAAGAUUGUCUACUAUGGUGAGGUUUGGAGUAAUAAAUUUAACUUGCAAGAGAAUCCUUGUAUUAUUUGCAUAUUUUCAGGCCAAUCUCGGCCAAAUGGAUACCCGGGAGCAACAAGUCAUGGCCCUAAUCAGCAACUUGGCCCUUGUCCAGACGCAGGCCAUUGGUGUCUCGCUCGCCGCCUCUUUCCUGGCGAUAACCACCAGUUUCUUUGAUGGCUAUGGUUUCCAUUGGCCUCGAGUUGUUUCCCUGAUGUUAAUCUCGAUCUCAACUGCUUCUAUCGCAUCUCUGAUUCUCUCCACGGUCAUGGUUUUGUUGGCCAUUAUUGCCCGCAAGUGGAAGAUCAACCCGGACAACGUCAGCACUCCAAUUGCAGCCAUGCUGGGGGAUAUAACAACACUGGCGUUUAUGGUAAGGAUUAGGAUCUUCGAAGGUCAGAUUUGGGGAAACGAAAUUGUGAAAAGAAGUUUGAAGGGUUUCUGGAUCUUUGUAAAUUGCUUAAGAAUAACGUCACAAUAAACAAUCGAAUUAGUCGAUAAAACUUAUUAUGACUUUUAUUCUCUUCAAAAUUCAAAUUUUGAUUUUAGAUUUUAUUUGGGACCGUUCUGACUAAAAACGCUGAGAGCCUUUUCAUCCUCCAAGUCAUCUUACUGGUCCUUUUUAUUUCAUCUACGGUAAUCUGGGCAUUGGCGGCUUCAAAGAAUCCGGCUACCUUGGAAGUCCUCAAACAUGGAUGGUAUAUUGUAAUUCUGGCCAUGUUGAUCAGCUCCGGUGGGGGAUAUGUCCUCAAGAUGGCCAUGACCAAGUUCUCUUCCUUGGCGGUAUUCCAGCCAGUUGUGAAUGGAGUGGGAGGAAAUCUGGUGGCCGUUCAGGCAAGCAAGAUCUCCACAUAUCUUCAUCGACAUGGAAAACCGGGGGUUCUGCCUGAAAAUAAAAUCAUGACAUAUGCGUUACCGAUCAGGACGUUUGCUUUGAAGGGUGAGGUCAAACAUAUCCAUAGCUUUAAAUGAUCAAUGAAAUUGCUAUUAAUUCAUGCUGAUAAUUGUUUAGAAGAAGAGUCAAUUCAUGCUUUACUAUUAUUACUGAUGAGUAUUCCCGGCCAUGUGAUCUUUCUCACAGUAAUAUCGUUGGUAGAAUUGGGAGAUAUCUACGAUUGGAAAUUCUACAUUGCCUAUGCCAUCAUUGGCAUGUUGCAGGUACGAUCUUACACCUAAUCCAGAAUUCAAAUCUUAUUUAUAUUACUUUAGGUAGCCAUCCUUCUCUACAUAUGCCAGUUAUCCUGCCGUGUUAUGUGGCGAUUCAAGGUGAACCCAGACAACAACGCGAUUCCUUUGCUGACGAGUUUGGGAGAUUUAAUAGGGACAUCCCUGUUGUUUGCUAUGUUUAUUAUCCUCAAUUCCAUAUCCAGUGAAGUCAUCUCCAAUUUGGAGGAAGAAUCACCCUCUUCGAAUUAG
Molecule: messenger RNA, 3285 nt
Organism: Bursaphelenchus xylophilus (pine wood nematode)
Lineage: Eukaryota; Metazoa; Nematoda; Chromadorea; Rhabditida; Aphelenchoididae
Source: the annotation of a GenBank genome assembly